This is a messenger RNA of Pelobates cultripes (western spadefoot toad), 12809 nucleotides long. The record is from the annotation of a GenBank genome assembly. NCBI's taxonomy places the organism in Eukaryota, Metazoa, Chordata, Amphibia, Anura, Pelobatidae.
AUGCGGAACUUAAAAGGGCGGAAGGUCUUUCCUACAUAUUUAAUACCGCAGGAGCAUGUCAAGAGGAUACGCUUUAUGGGCAUAGAACUCCCGCCGUCCAAUGACGUGAGUCGUGGUAAGGUGGGUGUGGAUCAUGUUUGAUUGAUCCCCCCACCGUCCAAUGGCAUACGUCUCGUGGCUGGAACAAGGCUAGAGGGGCGUGAUGUUCUUACAUUGUUCAUCCACAUAGGUAGUCAGUAAGAGUUAGUUAGUAUUCUAGUUAUUUUGGUUUCUUAGGCAGGCUUUUUCAGUCUCCUUUUGGGCUUUAUAUGCAAGGGUAUUUUUAUUAGGACCCUAUUGCCCAUAGGAUUGAGCCUGCUUGUGAGAGGGGGAUUUUUCUUUUUCUUUGGAUUUUUAGUCCUAAGUUCUGCCUGUAUCUGGAAGCUGUGGGUGGUUUAGGGUGGAGUAGGGGUUACUCUGUCACUAAUUUUGUUCCUCUACCCCCUUCAUCCUUUUUGCCCAUUAUUACAUGGCAUUUUUCCUUCCCCCCCCCCCACCUCUUCUAUGACUCCAUUUACCUCUAGAUACUAUAUUUCCUUUUUUCUGUACCAGAGCUACCCCUUUUGGGAUCCCCCUGUUCCAGGGGUCUCCUUUAUUGUAUGUAUUUAUUUUCAUUUUGGGUUACCCCCUAUUUUGUAGCUCUGAAGUAGGCUAUCAGGACCGACCCCACAGCCUCGCAAUUAUUUGCAACGCUGUGGUGGUAUCCUGUAUUUCUUAUUUCUCCUUUUACAUUAAUGAUUUACUAGGUUUUCUCUGCGAAGAAUCUUGUGGUGCUAAUAAAGCAGUUUCUGGCAAAGUGGGAAAAGAGGUCAUCCUAGCCGUGAAUCACAGUGACAUCAUAGACAUCAGCUGGUUAAUCGUCAAAGGCAACAUCCAUUUUGCUACCACAAAACCAAAUUUAAGCAUUGACAUUCGAGACAAACAAUAUGACGGUCGACUGUCUGCACUUGAAUAUGGUUCUUUAAAAUUUAGCAGCCUAACUAAGGAAGACGAAGGUGAAUAUAAAGCAGAUAUUAGGUAUGCAGAAGAGAAACAUUGUGGCCAGCGCUAUGUACUCCAAGUUUCCGGUAAGUUUCUCUCACUAAUACAGGGGUGCCCAAAAGGUAGAUCUCCAGAUGUUGUAAAACUACAGCUUCCAUGAUGCUAUAUCAUUCUAAAUCAUUCUAAAGGCAUACAAAUAAUAAUGGGUGUUGUAGUUCUACAGCAUAUGGGAAUCUACCUUUUGGUCACCCCUGAAUUAAUAUGUACAUCUUAUGGAAAUGAUGAGUGGGACUAACCUCUGAUAUGACCAUUAUGACUUUAGAAGGCAAUAAGAAAACAUGAAUAAUAAAACAGGUUUCUUGUACUUUCAGAAGAAUAUCUUUCGAUAAUACAUAAAUAUCCACUGUUCCCAGUUAAUUGAUCGUCCUAGGGGAUGAACGUGUUUUGAAUAACAAUGUUUUUUUUAGAGUUAGGAUUUUUUAUCAUCUCUAAAACAACAUCCUGGAUAUUCUUGGGUCAAUGAUUGUGGUAAAGAUUUUUGGGAUAAGAGUUGUGGAGGGGGGGGAAGAAAUUGGUAGUGGAGGGGGGAGAAGAAAUGGGGAGGGUGGGAGAAAAAUCUGCAAAAAUCCUUGCACCGGCCCUGUGUGUGUGUAUAGGUGAUGUAGUGUGUUUUUAGGGGUGUAGUAUGUGUUUGCUUACAAGGAAUCUAGUGUGUGUAUAGGGGAUCCAGAGUGUGUAUGUUAAGAGUGUAGUGUGUGUUUGUAUAUAUAUAUUUGGAAGUAUUGUGUAUGUGUGGUGUGGUGCAGUGUGUUGGGGGGGUUCUGUGUGUAUGUGAGGGGUGCAGUGUGUGAUGUGUGUGAGUGCUGUGUGUGGUGUGAGAGUGUGCUGUGUGAGAGUGUGCUGUGUGAGAGAGUGCUGUGUGUGAUGUGUAUGAUGUGUGUGUGAGAGUGCUGUGUGUGAGAGUGUUGUGAGUGCUGUGUGUGAGAGUGUUGUGAGUGCUGUGUGUGAGAGUGCGGUGUGUGAUGUGUGUGAGUGUGCUGUGUGAGAGUGUGCUGUGUGAGAGUGUGCUGUGUGAGAGUGUGCUGUGUGUGAUGUCACACAAUCAACACAGUAAAGGAGGAGACUAUAUUUAAAAGAAGAGAAACUACCACAACAAGAGGACAUAGUCUUAAAUUAGAGGGACAAAGGUUUAAAAAUAAUAUCAGGAAGUAUUACUUUACUGAGAGGGUAGUGGAUGCAUGGAAUAGCCUUCCAGCUGAAGUGGUAGAGGUUAACACAGUAAAGGAGUUUAAGUAUGCAUGGGAUAGGCAUAAGGCUAUCCUAACUAUAAGAUAAGGCUAGGGACUAAUGAAAGUUUUUAGAAAAUUGGGCAGACUAGAUGGGCCGAAUGGUUCUUAUCUGCCGUCACAUUCUAUGUUUCUAUGUUUCUAUGUUUCUAUGUGUGUGAGUGCGCUGUGUGAGAGAGUGUUGUGAGUGCUGUGUGAGAGUGUGCUGUGUGUGAGAGUGCUGUGUGAGAGGGUGCUGUGUGUGUGAGUGUGCGAGAGUGUUGUGUGUGAGAGUGCUGUGUGUGAUGUGUAUGAUGUGUGUGAGAGUGCUGUGUGAGAGAGGGCGGUGUGUGAUGUGUAUGAUGUGUGUGAGAGUGCUGUGUGUGAGAGUGCUGUGAGUGCUGUGUGAGAGUGUGCUGUGUGUGAGAGUGCUGUUUGAGAGGGUGCUGUGUGAGAGGGUGCUGUGUGAGAGGGUGCUGUGUGUGAUGUGUAUGAUGUGUGUGAGAGUGCUGUGUGAGAGAGGGCUGUGUGUGAUGUGUAUGAUGUGUGUGAGAGUGCUGUGUGUGAGAGUGCUGUGAGUGCUGUGUGAGAGUGUGCUGUGAGUGCUGUGAGAGAGUGUGCUGUGUGUGAGAGUGUGCUGUGUGAGAGAGUGUGCUGUGAGAGAGAGUGUGCUGUGAGAGAGAGUGUGCUGUGUGAGAGAGUGCUGUGUGAGAGAGUGCUGUGUGUGAUGGGUGUGAGAGAGCUGUGUGAGAGAGUGCUGUGUGUGAUGCAGUGGUGUAUCCUGGUUUUGUGCUGCCCUAGGCAGGACAAAACUCAGGCACCCCCUCCCCCCGCACUCCCCCGCCCAACCCUCCCCCCCUUCUAAAUACACAGUCAGACACAAACACACACACACAGUCAGACACAUACACAAACACACACACACACACAGUCAGACACAUACACAAACACACACACAGUCAGAGACACACACAGUCAGACACAAACACACACGCACACUCACAAACACACAAACACAGACACAAACACACACAGUCAGACACAAACACACACACACACAGUCAGACACAAACACAGACAGACACAAACACAGACAGACACAAACACAGACAGACACAAACACAGACAGACACAAACACACACACACACACACAGUCAGACACAUACACACACACAGUCAUACACAUACACAGACACAAACAGUCACACACACACAAACACAGUCAGACACAAACACACACACACACACAUUAACUUUUUUUUUUAAAUUUAAAUCCCCCCCCAACCUCCUUACCUUUGGGAGUGCUGGGGGGGUCUCUCUCCCUGGUGGUCCGGUGGAGGAGUCUGGGAGUGGCAGGGAGGAGCUGGAGUGAGUUAUCUCCUAUGAGUGACUGCUCAGUUCUCGCGCAGCCGGCUGCAGAGUGAGGCUGGGAGCCGGAAUAGGACGUCAUCUUCCGGCUCCCAGCCUCACUCUGCGGCGCGCGAGGGAGCUGAGCACACAACUCAUAGGAAGUGCUCCCUCGCCAGCCGCCCGCCUGCCAACGCCGCCCGCCCGCUCGGGAUGUCUGUUAGCCGCAAGGCUAACUAGGCAUUUGCCCUGGGCAUUUGGGGGGGCGGCGUUUUUUGUCGCCCCCUGAAAAAUGCCGCCCAAGGCAAAUGCCUUGUUUGCCUCGCGGCUAAUACGCCCCUGGUGUGAUGUGUAUGAUGUGUGAGAGAGGGCUGUGUGAGAGAGGGCUGUGUGAGAGAGGGCUGUGUGAGAGAGGGCUGUGUGAGAGAGUGCUGUGUGAGAGAGUGCUGUGUGAGAGUGUGCUGUGUGAGAGUGUGCGCUGUGUGAGAGUGUGCGCUGUGUGAGAGUGUGCGCUGUGUGAGAGUGUGCUGUGUGAGAGUGCUGUAUAAAUGUUAGAAUGGAUUGUGUGUAUGUGUAGGGGGUGGGUAAACAAACAAAUAAAAUAACAGGCCCCCUCCCUUCUUACCUUUAGCCUGGGAAGGGGGGACCGACACGCUGGUCCCUGGGACUGGGAGGCGGGGCCGGCGCUCGGAUAGUGCCGGCCCUGCAUAGACUGGCAGGGGAGAUCCUGGGACUUCCCCUGCCGGCCUCGGCCCAUAGCCACCGCAGCCCACCGGGCAUUUGCCCGGUGUGCCCGAUGGCCAGUCCGAGCCUGUUAGAUAGAUAUAUAGAUUGUUAGAUAAAUAGAUUGUUAGAUAGAUAGAUAGAUAGAUUGUUAGAUAGAUAGAUAGAUUGUUAGAUAGAUAGAUUGUUAGAUAGAUAGAUAGGCAGAUAUAUAAAUAGAUUGUUAGAUAGAUUGAUAGAUAGAUAGAUAGAUAAUCACCAUGUUGAAAUAUUAAAUUACAUUUAAUAAUUGAAUUAUUAAACUGUGUUUUGCAUUUUUACCAUUCAGAUGUAAUAAUACAUAAGUCUAUAUAAUAGUGACAUGUUUGAAUAGUAAACGGAAAAAAAAGGAUUUUAUUUAUUUCUUUGUUGAGUUUCUUAUACAAGGAAAACGCAUAACUAAUGCUCCAACAGUUGUACAUUAAAUUGCAUUGUGUUCACUUAUUUGAUUUAUAUUACAGCACUCCUCCUACCUGAAUUAUUUUAAAUGUAAAUUUACUGAAAAGUGAGUUCUUGUGGUUUUACAGUUGAUACCUAGGUUGAUUGUCAAAGAUGCCAAAUAUAAGCAUAAUUGCUCCUUCUUCUAAUAGAUGAAUUCAGUCUACUUAGUCUAAGAUAUUUCUUAUAUUAUCAAAUAAUUGUCUCCGGUUGAAAUUUUUGAAUAAGCUUUCCAAAUGAUUUAAUAUUUUUGGAUAAACUAUUGAGAUUUAUUUUUCUAAAUAAUAAAAUAUCAAUAUAUAUAUAUAUUAAAAUAGUUUUCACAAUGUCAAAUUAUUUUAAUAGUUUAUCCAAGCAUGUUAGAAUAUUUGAAAAGCUAAUCUAAAAAUAUUAGAUUGAGGGUAAUGCAAGCAACCAACGAGAUAAACAAUAAGUGAUGUUUUAAUAAUAUUUAUUGUUAAAUUGUCCUGACUAUUCUCUUUAUUUUAUUGGUUUCUAACUUAGUAUGUGGGUAACAGACGUAAACAGAUACGCUAUAAAGAAAGUCAUUUGUUUAAAUUUCAAGAGUGAUUAAAAUCUGUGUUAAUGAUUUACUAGGUUUUCUCUGCAAAGAAUCUCGUGGUGCUAAUAUAACAGUUUCUGGCAAAGUGGGAAAAGAGGUCAUCCUAGCCGUGAAUCACAGUGACAUCAUAGACAUCAGCUGGUUAAUCGUCAAAGGCAACAUCCAUUUUGCUACCACAAAACCAAAUUUAAGCAUUGACAUUCGAGACAAACAAUAUGACGGUCGACUGUCUGCACUUGAAUAUGGUUCUUUAAAAUUUAGCAGCCUAACUAAGGAAGACGAAGGUGAAUAUAAAGCAGAUAUUAGGUAUGCAGAAGAGAAACAUUGUGGCCAGCGCUAUGUACUCCAAGUUUCCGGUAAGUUUCUCUCACUAAUACAGGGGUGCCCAAAAGGUAGAUCUCCAGAUGUUGUAAAACUACAGCUUCCAUGAUGCUAUAUCAUUCUAAAUCAUUCUAAAGGCAUACAAAUAAUAAUGGGUGUUGUAGUUCUACAGCAUAUGGGAAUCUACCUUUUGGUCACCCCUGAAUUAAUAUGUACAUCUUAUGGAAAUGAUGAGUGGGACUAACCUCUGAUAUGACCAUUAUGACUUUAGAAGACAAUAAGAAAACAUGAAUAAUAAAACAGGUUCCUUGUACUUUCAGAAGAAUAUCUUUCGAUAAUACAUAAAUAUCCACUGUUCCCAGUUAAUUGAUCGUCCUAGGGGAUGAACGUGUUUUGAAUAACAAUGUUUUUUUUAGAGUUAGGAUUUUUUAUCAUCUCUAAAACAACAUCCUGGAUAUUCUUGGGUCAAUGAUUGUGGUAAAAAUUUUUGGGAUAAGAGUUGUGAAUGUUCGAUAAUGAAAGGGGCAGAUACCAGGAAUUUGGGAUCAGAGGGUUUUCUGGAGAGUAUGGUCUCUAAUAAUGUGGGCUGAAAGUCUUUCCACUAAAUCUGGGUGGUAACAUAUUUGCUAUCACUUCUUUCCCUGGAGGUAAAACCAUAUUAACCCUGAGUAACGUAUCUGAAUUUGAUAACAAUCAUAGCAAUGCUUGGAUAUAUCUAUCUUUUUGCCAUUUUCUCAUCCUGAUCGCUAGAUGAAUUGUAUAAUAAUAUUUCAUAUGGAUACUUUUUAUUUAAGCCAACCACUUACAAAGCAGCGGCUUUCUUGUAUAUACUAGACCUGACCAGAAGUUGGGUGAAGCCCCCAUUCCCCCCCAAAAAUGUUUGUUGCAUAAAAAGAGUUAUGUGAUAAACUUAAACUGUACGAUAGCUGCUUGAAGUAUAUUGUCAGCGAGCAAUGAAAUGAUUUCUAUCUUAUACUAUAAAUAUGGAUUUAUUACAUAAUCAGUCCACACUACUAAAUUACACACACACAUAUAUAUCUAUAUAGUGUAGAUUGGAUUAGCCGAAUUAGUCCAGUAGACAAGAUGCCAAAAUCCCAGAGUAUUGCAGUUUGCAAUGAUACCUUUAUUAUUGGACUAACAUAAUAUUUCAAAGACAAGCUUUCGAGAGCUUUCCUCUCUUCCUCAGGUCUGAAGCAAUACUGAUCAAUCUGAUAGAGUUUAACACUUAAUACAACUGAUGUUAGAGAAGGGGAGAGAGUUUAUUUACUCUGUUUAUUCACGUUUUCUGGCUAUUCUCAACCAAGCUGAACCUUUCACUUUCAGGAACCUUUCACUUUCAGGCUUCGGCUAUUUAUGACACCCCACUCACCCUCCCUUCCUUCCUCUCUCUAACAUCAGUUGUAUUAAGUGUUAAACUCGAUCAGAUUGAUCAGUAUUGCUUCAGACCUGAGGAAGAGAGGAAAGCUCUCGAAAGCUUGUCUUUGAAAUAUUAUGUUAGUCCAGUAAUAAAGGUAUCAUUGCAAACUGCAAUACUCUGGGAUUUUGGCAUCUUAUAUAUAUAUAUAUAUUAAAAAAAAAAACCAGAUAAAAUGCAUAUCUUGUAAUACCUUUUUUAUUGGACUAAGAGAAUUUUUUAAUGACAAGCUUUCGGGAGAACCUCCCUUUCUCAAGUCUGAAGCAUAUAUCAUAUGUACCAACACUUUAAAAUGCAUUCCUAUAUGUUUAUUCUAUCUAUAUACAAAGUACUAUGUAUAGACCUAUGCUUUCUCAUACUCGUAUGCAUGUAUGCUUAUAUAUAUUACUAUGCGUUUAUAUUUGUUCAUGUGCAUGUAUGUAUAUGUGUUUAUGUAUAUGUACAUGUGUUUAUGCGUUCACAUAUACAUAUUUAUGUGUGUGUGCAUGUAUAAAGUGUACCAUCCUCUGCACUGUCUGCUUGUUUGUUUUUCUUUUCCCCCUCUACUCUGCUCUUCAAAAAGAUAUUUAUGACCCUCUGCAAAAAAUGGUGUCUAUUUUCUAACAAACCUGUGUUUUAUCUACACUCAUGUCGCUUUAGCCCCUGUAUCACAACUCAACUUUGAAUUCUAUGUGUCGUCUUGCUCAGAAAUGCUUCAGACUUGAGAAAGGGAGGUUCUCCUGAAAGCUUGUCAUUAAAAAAUUAUGUUAGUCCAAUAAAAAAGGUAUUACAAGAUAUGAAUUUUAUCUGUUUUUUACAUCUACAUCACUGGACUAAUACGGCUACAAUCUCUACAUAUAUAUAUAUAUAUAUAUAUAUAUACAUAUAUAUAUAUAUACACACUGCUCAAAAAAAUAAAGGGAACACUAGAUGGGCCGAAUGGUUCUUAUCUGCCGUCACAUUCUAUGUUUCUAUGUUUAAACAACACAAUGUAACUCCAAGUCAAUCACACUUCUGUGAAAUCAAACUGUCCACUUAGGAAGCAACACUGAGUGACAAUCAAUUUCACAUGCUGUUGUGCAAAUGGGAUAGACAACAGGUGGACAUUAUAGGCAAUUAGCAAGACACCCUCAAUAAAGGAGUGGUUCUGCAGGUGGUGACCACAGACGACUUUUCAGUUCCUAUGCUUCCUGGCUGAUGUUUUGGUCACUUUUGAAUGCUGGCGGUGCUUUCACUCUUGUGGUGGCAUGAGAUGUAGUCUACAACCCACACAAGUGGCUCAGGUAGUGCAGCUCAUCCAGGAUGGAACAUCAAUGCGAGCUGUGGCAAGAAGGUUUGCUGUGUCUGUCAGCGUACUGUCCAGGGCAUGGAGGCGCUACCAGGAGACAGGCCAGUACAUUAGGAAACGUGGAGGAGGCCGUAGGAGGGCAACAACCCAGCAGCAGGACCGCUACCUCUGCCUUUGUGCAAGGAGGAACAGGAGGAGCACUGCCAGAACCCUGCAAAAUGAGCUCCAGCAGGCCACAAAUGUGCAUGUCUCUGCUUAAACGGUCAGAAACAGACUCCAUGAGGGCCCGACAUCCACAGGUGGGGGUUGUGCUUACAGCCCAACACCGUGCAGGACAUUUGGCAUUUGCGAGAUAACACCAAGAUUGGCAAAUUCACCACUGGCGCCCUGUGCUCUUCACAGAUGAAAGCAGGUUCACACUGAGCACAUGUGACAGAUGUGACAGAGUCUGGAGACGCCGUGGAGAAUGCUCUGCUGCCUGCAACAUCCUCCAGCAUGACCGGUUUGGCAGUGGGUCAGUAAUGGUGUUGGGUGGCAUUUCUUUGGGUAGCCUUCAUGUGCUUGUCAGAGAUAGCCUGACUGCCAUUAGGUACCGAGAUGAGAUCCUCAGACCCCUUGUGAGACCAUAUGCUGGUGCGCUUGGCCCUAGGUUCCUCCUAAUGCAAGACAAUGCUAGACCUCAUGUGGCUGGAGUGUGUCAGCAUGCCUGCAUAUGCCAAGGAAGUUACACUUUAGUAAUGUGUUGCUUUUCUAGCAAAGCAAUACACAAUGACCUACCUGGGAUAAAGUAUAUAUAUAGUGUCUGAGAUGAAAGUUGGUUGUGGUGUGCCGAAAACCAACGUACGAGUGGGCCUGUAAAUAAAAGAGGGCCCACCAAGGAGAGUUGUAAUGCUAUGAGGGUGAAGGUGGGUGGGGACAAUCAACUUGAACGGCAGAGGUGAGUAGGGGCUGGGAGUUUAACUAGGGGACUUACUCCUCCCACAAAUUCAGGCCUAAUGGCCUUUCUACUUGUGCUCAGAAUUUAAUACGUAAUGGAUAGUGUCUGAGAUGAAAGUUGGUUGUGGUGUGCCGAAACCAACGUACGAGUGGGCCUGUAAAUAAAAGAGGGCAAAAGAGAAGUUCAAGGAAAACACACUUUAUUGCAUUUAGUACAUAACCAAAUUCCUGAAGGCUUGGCAAAGCUCUCUUUCUGGUCGUGGUAUGUACGUAUGGUAUAUGGAGGAUUUCCAUCGACCCAGUCUCUUGAUGAUGUCGACCAGAGUGUUUGUACUAGGGGCUAAUUAAGAGGCUCCUAUGCGGAAGGAGUGACCGGAGAACGAAGCUGGGUUGUAAUCCAGUUUUGCCAGUAAGGUUCUGAUGUGCGUCGUGAAUUUAACAGUGGUUAAAUUCACGACGCAGUGAAUUUACGUGGUGGUAAGUGGAACAGAAACCUUUGAGAUACCCUUUAAGACUUUCUUGAUGGGGUAUGAUGACAAAAAGGGCUUAGGGAAAUUAGUGAGACUGUGGUGCUGAACCCCUGUGAGGUAUAGUUUAAUGGUAUUGUGAGAAAGUUUUAAAUGUAAGUGGCAGAAUGAGGCAAAAGCCACCAUAGUUUGAGUAGAAAAAUCACCUUGUAAUCCAAAAUUUGCUGUGAACUUAUUAAAAAUGGUAAGUGCCCUACUGUAGGUGACAGCUGUGUUAGGUGAUAGUGCUUGGUGUGUGAGAGACCUAGCGUGGUGCAUUAAUGCGUUCAAUCCAGGAUUCGUUUGUGAAACCGCGGUGUCUUGGCCAGUACCAGCGAAGUGGCGACAGAAUAAUUCAGUAUCCAUCUGACACCAGUUAAUUCUAAUAUUAAACUGCUUCAGAUGGGUGGCCGCCUUCGCUGAUACUGAUUUAUGGUAAUCAUAAAAAGAUGAUCCCCCGUACUUGAUGCCCAAAUCCACCACUUUAUGAAGAUAGAGGUCUAGUUCCUCUCUCCUGUGGGGAUAUACCGAGUAAAUGACUUUGCGGUAUAUCCCAAAGGCUAUUACGAACUGCGGUAUUGAUAAUUUUUUAUUAAGCCUAGGAUCUCUGGUUUUAAGCACCACUGAGAUAUCCCAGUAGUUAUAUGCCCGGUUCUCCAGCACAUCUUGAGAGGCAAUAAGUAGUAACACCAGACACACAUCCUUCCCGUCUAGGAUUUCUUUCCUAAUGGAGUCUGGGAUGGAGUGCGCUGGUGACACAAAAGGUGACAUAACUGUGGCUGGUGCGGGAGGGGGAUGUAUAGGGGAGUGUGGUGUUGUAGCAGAGACUGACGGGGUGGGGGCUGAGAGGUCAGGGAGGUUACCUGGGGAGGUGAUGACAUUCUCCACCUUAGAUAACCUGUUGUUCAGUGUCUGCAGGCUGGCCAGGAUAGUUGCAAGGGUGUCCUGAGUGGAUGUUGGAGCUAUGGAUAAAGCCAUCAUACAAUUAUUAAAAAUUAGAAGUGGUUAUAACAGUAUAUAUUAAUUAACAAAUUCCGUUUGUGACAAGUUUAGAGUGAAGGCAGCCUGAGGCCUUGACAUGAUUGAAACUGAAGUGAGUAAAUACCAUACCUGGAUUUGCAAAUAAAAAAAUUAGAAUUUGACAACUUUGUGCAGUAAAACAAGACAAACAGACAAUCUGUGGAGACCAAAGAAAUGUAACAGAGGCUAAGAUUAAUGUCUGCGUAAGCUAAAGAGAAAUAGAGAAAAAUAUGAAAUGUAGGGUUUGAAAAUUCCCCCAGAGGACCGUGCUAUAUAUUAAUAUAUAUGUUCUGUGAUGGCGUAAAAACUCCGCCAAAGUAGUUGGGUGUCAGAAGAAUUAAUUAUGUAACACAACUAAAACACAGAGGGUCAACUCCAAAAGGCCUUGGAAUAAAUAACCGAGUACUGAGAUAAAGUGUCAUACAUCUGAGGAUCUUAUAUUUAAACAUAAUUAAAUGAAACCAAGAACCACAGACAUAGUAGUAAAUGGUUGCAGUAAUAAACAGAUUUUUUUAACUAACUCCGACCGAUUUAAUACAAACAGUUAAGUAACCGUUUGUAUUAAGUUUGGAUGAACAAAAAGCUGAUAUUUGCACGAACAGGGGUUGGCAGUUUUGACCGCAUGGGGGACCCACUGAAGCUAAGUAUCAUCUGCAUUCGACUAAUUCUGCACGAAUAAAAGUAGUGCAUGAACGGGUAAGUAUGCGAGGGAUGAACAGAAAAUUGCAUGAAUCGCUAAGUGAACAAAUGGGUAAGUAUACAUGUACAUAGUUUGUUUGUAUGAAAGAACGGUAUACAAGAAGUUAACUAAAUUUACACCAUAGUUUACACGAACAAAGGUCGUCAGUUUAGAUGGCACGAAGGACCCACGAAACUUAAGUAUAGCCAGCGUUUGACUAAUUUAGUCGCACGAACCGCGGAAGUGCACGAACAGGUAAGUAUGCACGAACAGGUAAUGUAUAAGUAAAAGGGAGCCUACCCCUAAGUUUUUAGGCCCGAACGGAAGGAAAUAGCCGAAAGUUAUUUCCCUCACAAGCUUACGUGAGCAUGCCGGUCUCGUGACCGGAAGCCAGAUACCGCGACCGGGGAGAAGCCGGGUGGCAGGGCUGCAGAACGGACGGAGGAUUCAGCUGGACACCUCUACUGCUGGAGACUGGAGCUGUUUGGCGGGAAGCUCGGACUGGAAGUGCUGGUUGCUAUGGAGAUAGACAGCGGACAAUCAACUUGAACGUCAGAGGUGAGUAGGGGCUGUGAGUUUAAGUAGGGGACUUACUCCUCCCGCAAAUUCAGGCCUAAUGGCCUUUCUAUAUAUAUAUAUAUAUAUAUAUAUAUAUAUAUAUUAAAAUUGAAAAAUAUUAGACUUUCAUCAGGACCUCAGGUAGGACUGAAACGUCGACCGGCUAUUUAACUGUUUUUUUCCCCACACAGUAUAGUGGAUGUUCAUGACUGAUAUGAUGAAAUAAAAUAAACACUGGAACUUCUACUCGAACGUCCGUGAGUGCAGCCUAAUAUUGUUUUCUAUUUUUCUAUGAUCAAGCUAAGGCUGGGCACCUAGGAGAUCUUAUUAUCUUAAGCAAAUGUGCAAGGAAGUUUGUAUCAUAUAUAUAUAUAUAUAUAAAAUACAGUUAGCAUCUUAAUAAUAUUCCACAGUUCUUGCUUUAAGUAAAACAAAGUAAUUUAUUUGCCUUUGCUGAACAAUGAGCUGUGACAAAUUGAAAAACAAUAAAUGGUAUAUUUUUGUUUUUGCUAUUUGGUAUUCAAUUCACUAAAUAACAAAUAGACUGUAAAAAAUAAUAAAAAUACUACACAAUAAUUUAAAAUAGUUUUUCAAAUAUUAAAUAAAAGUUCUGAAUAAAUGUUUAAACAUUGUUUUCAGGAAACCCCUCGCUUUCCCCUGUAUCAUGUAUGGUUGUGGUAGCUCUUGCAAUCAUCUCUAUUUUCUCAGAAUGA